Molecule: messenger RNA, 1344 nt
Organism: Diaporthe citri
Lineage: Eukaryota; Fungi; Ascomycota; Sordariomycetes; Diaporthales; Diaporthaceae
Exons: 2
Coding region: 1-1344 (447 amino acids)
Biological process (GO): ergosterol biosynthetic process; isopentenyl diphosphate biosynthetic process, mevalonate pathway
Cellular component (GO): peroxisome
Molecular function (GO): ATP binding; phosphomevalonate kinase activity
Source: RefSeq, a predicted model, not a curated record
AUGACCGUCCAGUCCGAAAACCCGACGACCGCCGUGUCCGCCCCGGGGAAGGUGCUGCUGGCCGGCGGCUACCUCGUCACCGACAGGGACUACACCGGCCUUGUCUUCGGCCUCGAUGCCCGCAUCAACGUCGUCGCCCGUGGCAUCCCCACCUCAAAGGGCGUCCAGCUGACCGAGAUUGUCGUCGAGAGCCCCCAAUUCGUCGGCGGCAUCUGGCGGUAUGGCUAUCAUCUCGCCCCUGAAGACGGCGGCAUCACCGUCACCCAGCUGCAGCCCAACCCCUUCAUCGAGACAACUCUCAGCUACGCGCUCACAUACAUCUCCCGCGUCGCCCACCAGCGGCCCUCACACAGCAUCCGAUCCGCCAGGCUCACCAUCCUCGCCGACACUGACUACUACUCCGCCGCCUCAUCAUCACCAUCAACAGAAUCCACAGCCAGCCCAUCCAGCAACAGAUUCAUCCCCUUCGGCACCACCCUGAAGGACGCCAAAAAGACGGGCCUCGGCUCCUCCGCGGCGCUCGUCACCAGCCUGACCGCCGCCCUGCUGUCCCACUACCUGGGCCCCAUCCACUUCGACCUGUCCACCGACAAGGGCCGCACCGUGCUGCACAACCUCGCCCAGGCCGCCCACUGCCGCGCCCAGGGCAAGAUCGGCUCCGGCUUCGACGUCGCCGCCGCCGUCCACGGCAGCUGCCUGUACCGGCGCUUCUCCCCCUCGGUCCUGGACGCCGUCCCGCAGCCGGGCCAGCCGCACUUCGGCACCAGGCUGGAGGAGGCCAUCAGGGGCACCAAGUGGGACACCGAGAUCCACAAGGACAAGGUCAGCCUCCCCCGGGGCGUCGCCAUGCGCAUGGUCGACGUCGAGUGCGGCUCCCAGACCGUCGGCAUGGUCAAGGCCGUCAACGCGUGGCGCGCCGCCGACCCGGAGGGGUCCAGGGCCCUGUGGGACGAGCUGCAGGGCCGCAACGAGGCCCUCGCACGCGUCCUGGCCGACGGGAAGGUGGACGACCUGCCGGCCGCGCUCAAGGCCAGCAGGGAGCUCGUGCGCGCCAUGGGCUCGCGGUCCGACGUGCCCAUCGAGCCCGAGUCCCAGACGGAGCUCAUCGACGCGCUGUCGGCCGUCGAGGGCGUCUACGGCGGCGUGGUCCCCGGGGCGGGCGGCUUCGACGCCGUGUCGCUCCUGGUCAGGGACGACGAGGAGACGGUCGCGCGGCUGGAGCGCUUCCUCGAGGAGUGGUCCGCCAAGAAUAAGGACAGCAAGGUCAAGCUGCUCGGUGUCAAGGGCGAGCUGGAGGGCGUGAGGAUCGAGAAGCUGAGGGAGUUUGACGGGUGGCUUUCCUGA